AGGAAGCAGGGAAAUUAAACGUGAAAAAGUCAAUAAUAGCAAUGGUGUAACAAAAGUACCAGCUGGAAGCGAAACAAUUAACUUAUCGUUCGCGUACGUGGAUAAUUUCAAGAUCUACGCUUACGUACCGCUUCUUCCUAUUGCAAGGCGCCAAAGAGAGAAAAAUCGUGUUGAAAAGAUGAACGUAAUUCGUGCGAUACAGAUGUACAUUGAUAAAAUGAUCUCGGAUGCCGGACCAGGCAUGAAAUUACUCAUGAUGGACCGGGAGACGAUAAGUAUCGUGUCAAUGGCCUUUGCCCAGUCGGAGAUGUUGCAAAAGGAAGUGUUCCUGUUCGAACGGCUCGAUUCCAUGCGUUCUAAUGAAAAGCUGAAGUAUCUGAAAUGCAUCGUAUUUGUGCGUCCCACGAAGGAUAACAUCUUCUUGCUGCAGCAGGAACUUCAAAGCCCAAAGUUUGGCUCCUAUUACAUAUAUUUCAGCAACAUUAUCCCACGGACGGACAUAAAAACGCUUGCCGAAAGUGACGAAGGAGAAUCCGUGCAGGAUUUUAAGGAGAUUUACGCCGAUUAUCUGCCGGUCAAUCCGAACCUCUUCUCGCUACACAUCCCAACUUGUCUGCAGGCGCUGAACUGGAACCCGGAAGCACUAGAGCGCUCCACGCAGGGUUUGGUCAGCGUGCUACUAUCGUUCAAGUUCCGUCCGGCUAUUCGCUAUCGGUCAGGGUCCACCGCAGCCCAAACGCUCGCAAAAAAAGUUCACGAAACGAUCAACAAGGAAACGGCACUGUUUAGCUUCCGGCCACCGGAAGACGGUGCUGCACCACCACUCCUGCUCAUACUGGACCGACGAGAUGACCCAAUCACACCGCUACUCAACCAGUGGACGUAUCAGGCAAUGGUCCACGAGUUACUCACAAUCAAUAAACAGCGAGUGGACCUAUCGAGAGUUGCAGGUGUACCGAAGGACCUAAAAGAGGUGGUCCUCUCGACGGAGCAGGAUGAAUUCUACGCUAACAACUUGUACGCAAAUUUUGGCGAGAUUGCCACCACGAUCAAGGUGCUGAUGGACGAGUUCCAGAAGAAGGCAAACGAUCAACGCAAGAUCGAAAGCAUAGCCGAUAUGAAAAACUUUGUCGAAACGUACCCUCAGUUCCGGAAGAUGUCCGGCACGGUUACGAAGCAUCUCGUGUUAAUCAGCGAACUAUCGGUACAAGUCGGUCAGCAGCAGCUGUUUGAGGUUUCCGAACUGGAGCAAGAAAUAGCCUGCCGGGCUGAUCAUUCGACCCAGCUGCAACGAGUAAAGCGGCUCGUAUCGGAAGGCAAGAUCAGUACGGCCAAUGCACUGCGUCUCGUAUUACUGUACGCGAUGCGUUAUGAACGGCACGCAAACUGUGACACGUCCGGUUUGCUAAAGUUACUGCAGGAUCGUUGCGGCCGGCCGCAUAUUGCGCCCCGCAUGCUCGAAUACAUUAGCACCGUGGCACGGCAGGAACUGUUCAACACAGUCAAGAUAACCGAUGCAGUUAAGCUGACGCGUAAUCUAAUUAAGGAGCUGAAGGGGGUCGAAAACGUGUACGCCCAGCACGAGUGUGUGCUGAAGGGAACGCUCGAGGAGAUCAUCAAGGGACGUCCGCUCGAUGCGCAGUAUCCGAUCAUGGGCAAUGAGGUACCGUUCCGGAGACCACCGGCUGAAGUGAUCGUAUUCAUCGUCGGUGGUGCAACGUACGAAGAAGCACUCGCAGUCCAUCGAUACAAUCAGGAAGGCUACCGGAUCGUUCUCGGUGGCACAACGAUCCACAACUCGGAAUCGUUCAUCGAGGAAGUGCUUGCCGCUACGGUUGGAGUGCCAUUUAAACAUUCGCGCUCGCUGCAGCAAUUCCACCAUGCACCGGCUGGGACGGCUUAGAGGGAAAUGAGUGCUGCUUCCUUUUAAUACUAGCAAACGAGAUUUAAUAGGUCAUAUUUAAACUAUCAUCGUUGACCCUAGUGCUUAGUGAAUCCUUUGAGAAGAGUCAUUCCUAUGAAUCUUCAGUGAGAAGACAUACAAAUCUUGAGUCUAUUCUCAAAAGAUUCACGAAUCUAUGAGGAUUCUUGAAUUUUUGGGAGUACAUGAAUCUUCAGAAACGAGAUUCAGAUUCAUUCACGAAUCUGACUCAGAUUCACCCAACACUAGUUAACACCAUUCCUUACACAUUAUUCUGAUUGUUGGUAUGUAUACUACUUCCCGGCAGGCCUUGGUGUGUGCGUGUGCGCGUGCGUAAGAUGUGUAUGUAAUAAGUAGUAUCUUUGCUCGCUUAUUUAUUCGUCCGAGGAAAGCCGUAUCUAGAUAAACUGAAAUAAUAUAACUGUGAAACAAGAUUUAAAACAAAUAAACUCUACACCGCAUUU
Molecule: messenger RNA, 2385 nt
Organism: Anopheles moucheti
Lineage: Eukaryota; Metazoa; Arthropoda; Insecta; Diptera; Culicidae
Gene: Vps45
Product: vacuolar protein sorting-associated protein 45
Exons: 3
Coding region: 179-1903 (574 amino acids)
Biological process (GO): intracellular protein transport; vesicle-mediated transport
Cellular component (GO): Golgi membrane
Source: RefSeq, a predicted model, not a curated record